Hyalella azteca is the source of this 540-nucleotide messenger RNA. RefSeq names its product vegetative cell wall protein gp1-like. The record is from RefSeq and is a predicted model, not a curated record. The transcript has a single exon. Bases 1 to 540 code for a protein of 179 amino acids. NCBI's taxonomy places the organism in Eukaryota, Metazoa, Arthropoda, Malacostraca, Amphipoda, Hyalellidae.
AUGCGAAACAAAGGCGCGACCGCGCAAAAAUCCCGCGAUUUGAGGCAAGAAAAAAAAAAUUGCGUCAGGAGGUCCAUCACCGGCGCUGCAUUGCCGCCCCUCCUGUCCCUCCUGCCCCUCCUGCUCCCUCCUGUUCUUCCUGCCCCUCUUUCUCCUUCCGCUCCUCCUGUCUCUCCUGCCCCUCCCGCCUCUCCCGCUUCUCCUGCCUCUCCCGCUCCACCUGCUCCUCCUGCCUGUCCCGCUCCUCCUGCUCCUCCUGCCUCUCCCUCUCCUCCUGCCUCUCCGGUAACUCCUACCCCUUCUUUUCCUCCUUAUCCACCUGCCCUUCCUAUCUCUCCUGUUCAUCCUGCCCAUCCUCUACCUCCUGCCUCUCCUGUACCUCCUACACCUCCUGUAUCUCAUGCUCUCCCUGCCCCUCACCACCACAUCACCGCCACAUCACCACCACAUCACCACCACAUCACCGCCACAUCACCGCCACAUCACCACCACAUCACCACCACAUCACUCAGCUAUCAAAGCUCGCCGCAGAAUACCUGA